Messenger RNA from Lepisosteus oculatus (spotted gar), 3528 nucleotides. RefSeq names its product Raf-1 proto-oncogene, serine/threonine kinase b (gene raf1b). Gene Ontology annotation, molecular function: ATP binding; protein kinase activity. Gene Ontology annotation, biological process: protein phosphorylation; Ras protein signal transduction. Gene Ontology annotation, cellular component: cytoplasm. The record is from RefSeq and is a predicted model, not a curated record. NCBI's taxonomy places the organism in Eukaryota, Metazoa, Chordata, Actinopteri, Semionotiformes, Lepisosteidae.
UGGCUGUAAUUCUUGCUAGUCAAGACCCAGGGAUCCAAUUUCAGUUACUGGCGUCAAGCAGGCGCACUGGACUAACACAAAAACCUUAACCUUCUCAAAAGCGUCACGGAAUGUGCAAAUAGCGGCGUCUCUACUCAAAAAUACAGAUCGAUGCACACAGCCUCCUGAAAUGUAUCUGGGAAAGGCACUUGGGCAGUGCCCAUUGUGAUUAUCUGGUGAUCAGAAAGUCCCAUAGCAGUUAAAUUGUUUUGGCUUUUUUUAGCUCACGUUCCCAUGUGACACCCAGAAGGUGUGUAUGUGGUUGCAUUUAUUUAAAUCUAUAAAGAAAGCAGUGUAAUGGAUCAAAGGCGAGGCUACGAAGAAAACCGAGCGAAACGCAUUAUAAUCGUAAAAUUCAACUAAAAGACGAAGAAAAAAAAAAGGGGGAAAAAAAAACACCGUGGCACUUUUUUUUUCUUCCAGUGACCUCCCACACGAUCAGUUUAAUCUGGAGGACUGAUCAAAACAGUUGGCUACACUAGCUCUUUUCUGCUGUGAAUGUGCAGCUAUGAUGAUGAUGUCACCGAGUCUCCACUUUUUCUUCUAGUUAUGGCGGAGCCGAAGUUUUCAAACUUGGAUUUUUAAAGGUAGCGUCUUUUGCCAAUGGAGCACAUUCAAGGAGCCUGGAAGACCAUUAGCAAUGGGUUUGGCCUGAAGGAGUCGGUGUUCGACGGUCAGUGCAUGUCGCCCACCAUUGUCCAGGGCUUCCCUUACCAGCGGCGCUCUUCGGAUGAUGGCAAAAUCCCCGACCCCAGCAAGGCCAGCAGCACCAUCCGGGUCUACCUGCCCAACAAACAGCGCACUGUGGUGAAUGUGCGUCCUGGAGUGACCCUACACAACUGCCUCAUUAAGGCCCUGAAAGUUAGGGGUCUCCAGCCAGAAUGUUGUGCUGUCUUCAGGCUGCACCCAGGACAGAGAAGCAGAAAAUCCCGCAUGGAUUGGAAUACGGAUUCUACCUCAUUGAUUGGGGAGGAAUUGCUAGUGGAGGUUUUAGACCACGUACCCUUAACAACGCACAAUUUUGUCCGGAAAACGUUUUUGAAGCUGGCUUUUUGUGACAUAUGUCAGAAGUUUCUUUUAAACGGUUUUCGUUGCCAGACUUGUGGCUAUAAAUUCCAUGAGCACUGCAGCACCAAGGUCCCUACCAUGUGUGUGGACUGGAGCAACAUCAGACAGCUUCUAUUGUUUCCAACUCCAGGAGAGAGUGGGGCCCCCUCUCUGCCUCCUUUAACUUCACGACGAAUGCGGGACUCCCUCUCACGAUUCCCCCCCAGCUCCCAGCACAGACAUUCUACACCCCAUGCCUUUAAUUACAUAACACCCUACCCACCCACAGGGGGAGCUCUUUCUCAGAGACAGAGGUCUACGUCCACCCCUAAUGUCCACAUGGUCAGCACUACCAUGCCAGUUGACAGUAGCAUCAUAGAGCUAGAUUGCCUGAAUGCUUCACCUAGUUCCUGGUGUCGGCGAUUUUGCCUGAGAGGAAGAGAUGCAAUCAGAAGUCACGAAUCAGGGAGCCCCACCAGUCAGAGUCCGACUGGCUGGUCUCAGUCCAAAACCCCUGUGCCUGCUCACAGAGAGAGAGCCCCUGCUUCCAACACGCAAGAAAAAAACAAAAUUCGACCAAGGGACAAAAGAGAUUCCAGCUACUACUGGGAAAUUGAAGCCAAUGAGGUCAUGCUGCUAUCUAGGAUAGGCUCUGGCUCCUUUGGGACAGUGUACAAGGGGAAAUGGCAUGGUGAUGUCGCUGUGAAAAUUCUCAAGGUCACUGAUCCAACGCCAGAACAGUUUCAGGCCUUCAGAAAUGAAGUGGCAGUCCUGAGAAAAACAAGACAUGUCAACAUUUUAUUGUUUAUGGGCUACAUGACGAAGGACAACUUGGCCAUCGUGACACAGUGGUGUGAGGGCAGUAGUCUUUACAAACACCUGCAUGUCCAGGAAACAAAUUUCCAGAUGUUCCGGCUCAUAGACAUCGCCAGGCAGACUGCGCAGGGCAUGGACUAUUUGCACGCUAAGCAUAUUAUCCAUCGGGACAUGAAAUCAAACAAUAUCUUCCUGCAUGAAGGGUUGACAGUGAAGAUUGGGGACUUUGGACUAGCAACAGUAAAAGCGAGGUGGAGUGGUUCUCAUCAAGUUGAACAGCCUUCAGGGUCUAUACUGUGGAUGGCUCCUGAAGUCAUUCGGAUGCAGGACAACAACCCUUACAGUUUCCAAUCUGAUGUGUACUCCUAUGGGAUUGUUCUCUUCGAGUUAAUGACAGGAGAACUGCCUUACUCGCAUAUAGCCAGUCGAGAUCAGAUCAUUUACAUGGUUGGGAGAGGGUAUUUAUCUCCAGAUCUCAGCAAGCUGUACAAAAGCUGUCCUAAAGCCAUGAAGAGGCUUGUAGCAGACUGCAUCAAAAAGUCAAAAGAUGAAAGGCCUCUCUUCCCUCAGAUUUUGUCAUCUAUAGAGCUGCUGCAGCACUCGCUCCCCAAAAUCAACCGCAGUGCCUCCGAACCGUCCCUUCAUCGAGCUUCGCACACAGAGGACAUUAACUCAUGCACUUUGACCUCCAUGAAGCUGCCGGUUUUCUAGCACAACCUUCUUCUCCAGCCCAAGCCAAAUACAUUAAGCUGAAAAAAAAAACCCAGUGCAAUGCAUAGUGUGUGUUUACAAACACAUACGUAUAUAUUCAUCGUACCCAUGGACAGCAAUCCAGAGCCAAUGUUGAGAACUGUAGGAAAGAAGGGGCUGUGGAUUACUAUGAAGAAAAUACAGCUUUUUGUUCUCCCAAGUUUACAUCACUUACAUAUGGAUAGCCAGACUACAAGGUGAAGACGGCUAGUGAAGAGUUUCAAGCAGUGGAAAGAAGAAAAACUAAAACUCUUAAGUCUGUUUCAUAAUUGUGCUGAAGGAUUUAAAUUGACCCCCCCACCCCCUUCAGUUGGAUUUUAAUAAGCUUUUUUGUUGACAUAGAUGUUCCAGGGAUCAUUAACUUAUUUUAGUGCUUUUUCCCACUUGAAUUAGAUUGUGCAUAGACUUGAUGAAACAGUACAUAAAAUCCCUUCAGUGGACGAGUUGUAUUUUUAGCACUCUCUUAUAUGAGAACUAGCAUAACAUGCUGCAUUUCCCAAUUUACUAAAAUACUUUCGGACCUGUUUUAUGGUAUGAUCUUUACUACAUAGGUAAAAUUAGGGAAACGGUUACUGUAUUUUCCUGGCCCCUCGUUAUAAACAAAAUGAAUAUUUUAUGGCGUUGGCUCAAAAUUGUAUUUGUAAUGAUUUUGCUUCUAGAGCUGUUUAAAGUCAUACUCAGUGCUGUCUGUCUAGGGGUACACUGUCAUGGGAAAACUGUGAGAGGAUAUGAUAUGACUGUUUUUAGUGUCUUCAAAUGAUUUGGGAUUUUAAUUUGUUUUCGGUCUUCUGUUGCUUCUUAAAGAGGAUAAACUUUUUAUUGUAAACAAGAAUAUUGUUUAUCCAGUGUAUUUUAAUAAAAUUAAGUUAAAUAGUU